ACUUUCCAUCAUGAUUAGCAAGCCCACUAAGUAUACCGUAUGUAUUUUUAUGGUGCUUGAUACUUCAAUUUUCAUAGUAGAGUUUCAUGUAAUUUUCUCAAUUUUAAAAUUCUUUCUCUCUCCUUAAUUUUUGCUAAAGGUAAAUUGGCAAUUGGCUAACAUGGAAAAAACUAAUUUUGUCACUACGUGUUGCGUCCUUGCAUUUUUUUCAAUUUAAAUUUGUGGUUUUAUCUUUGUUCUUAUCUCUUUCUAACUUCCUCGGAAAUUCCCUCCAACGUACAAUAGUUUGCGCCCCUUUCACUUCCCAAUACAAGGCCGCCAUUGAAAAUCAAUUAUCCGAUAUCUCUUGGCACGUCAGUUUUAUUGUUGCGGAUUUAAGUUGGAAAAGUAAAAGAAUUUAAUAAAUAAUGGAGUUGCAGAAGGAGGAUUAGAAAUUGAAUUUUUGGUUGAAAAUAUGUCUCUUGAGAUAAUAAAAAAAUUUGGCUGUACAAGGAAGAGUGGUGGCUAUUGGAUCUUAUGUUUAUGGUUUUUACAUCUAUCACAACAUAUUUUUAUCUUAAAACGAGGAAUCAUUGAUUGAUUUAUUGAAGUAGGUCGAUUCUUUAUUCAACCUACUGGAACUGAUAGACAAGGAGUGUCUAAUUUUGUGCCUUAUUACUUUGAUUGAGUCUAUUAGUGUGUUGGAGAUAACCCUAAUUUUGUCGUUUGCUCUCAAGUUUUGAUGGUCCCCUCUUAGCUUAGUUGUUAGUAUAUAGUUGACUUGAAUCAACAACUCUCUAUUUCUUUUUUAUCAGUGGCAUAUUGUUCAUAGAAGGAGCGCAUUAAACCCUUAUGUAGGAUUGUGAGAUUUAAGAUUUAGUUUCAAACUAUUUAUGGGUCGUGUGGAAUUUCACUGAUCUUUUAUACCCUCUUUCUUGAAAACCAACUAACUAAUAACAUUUUAACGAGGGCUUAAUAAACAUUAUGAAAAUGGAAUUAAUGAUAAAUUUUAUAUUUUAUAUUCUUAAAUGAUGAUAGUAUUUCUCCGAAUGUUAGACCUAUAUAUUCUUUCUUUAUGUAUCAUCUCGAUCGAAGGAUUGUCAAUAAAAUUAAACCGGUUGAUUGGCUUAAAUGUAACAUAAAAAUAUAAAUAAUCAAAUAUGAACAUUCCGGCCAAUGGGCCGGGUUAUAAGCUAGUUGGAAAGAAGUGAAUCUUUUAUCAAAAUGCGUUAAUAAAAAAAUUCCAUAAUGCCACGCCUAUUAUAUAAAUAUCCAUAAUUUUCCAUGAAUUUGGGCUAGACCGUUGCAAUUUUCAGCAAUUUAGGAAGCGGGUCUCUGAUCUCUCAAUCUCUUGAACUUCAUGUUUUCCUCCCUCCACCAUUCUACAUACAUCUUUUCCUUUUGCUAUCUUAAUAAAACCUAAAUAAAAGUGUUUGUAAUUUGUUUAGGUUUUAGGUACAAGUUGUCAUUGUUCGUGCAACAUAAGAGUUGCAACAAGCAACAGUAGUACACUACUGCCAAUGAUAAGGUCAUCAGCGGUGUGUUCGCCUUGAUUACAGUAGAGUAAGUUGUAAUCAAGCUAAUUUUCUUGACUAAAGUUACAUUGUAUGAUAAAUUAGAAUUCUGAAUAUGGAUUGUAGGUUGUGAAUUUUGAAUGGAUGUUGUAGGUUAGGUUGGGAUUUUGAAUUUAAAAUAUUACAGGUUAGACAAGAUUCAGAGUUUAGAUGGUAGGUUAGAUUAGAGUUUACAUGAAAAUAAGAUUUCAACUACAUAUUUAGUGAAAUACUGUUCGAAUGAAAAACUUCUCACAUGGAAUUUGAUAACGAAAGAAGAUGAAUCCACUGCUUUGAAGAUUGAUAGCAAAUUCUUUGCAAGAACUAUAAUACAUGGAAGCUGGUACGUACGCUUCAGGGACGGAGCCAUGAAUUUCCAGCAUACUGAUAAGAAAAUUUUAUGAAAAAAUCUUAAUUACGAACAAAGAGUUCACAGAAAUUUUAAUAUAUGCCACUUAAAAUUGUGUCGAAUUUAAAAAGUAAUGACUUAUCUCUUCUGAAAUCAUGAUAAAAGAAUCAUGUGUUUUAUAAUACAUCAUACAUUUACCUAUUUCAUAAUUCACAAAUCUGAAUACAAUCCAUUAGUAAAAUAAGGUAGUCGAGAUUAAACCAUAUAUAUAUAUAUAUAUAUAUAGACAUGAGGAUAAAUUUUUUCUAAGAAAUACGAAGAUACAUGUAAACAAAUCGAGAAAAAAAAACUAAAUAAUAUGUAGACGGUUAAUAUUAAAAAUUGGGAGACCAAAGGCUAAGGCGCUAAGUCGUGUAAGCACCACCAACUGUGAUGAUUUAGGUGGAGAAGAGGUAAAAUAAACGACAUUAAAUAAUAUGUAGACGGUUAAUAUUAAAAAUUGGGAGACCAUAGGCUAAGGCGCUAAGCCGUGUACGCACUCACCAACCGUGAUUAUUUAGGUGGAGACGAGGUAAAAUAAGAUUAAAAUUAACGAAGCAAGGAUCGAACCAGUAAUCUUUCCCUCACAUUUAAUGUUAAUUGAGCCUUAAUAACACUACACCACAGCACAUACGAUGUGUUAUCUAUGGUACGCUUGUGAUCCUUUUGAAUUUUCACGAUCAAUCCUCAUGGUCAUAUCUUUUAGUUUCUACACAUCAGAAUUUAGCAAAAGAAACAGCAAACAGAGGAGUGUGAAUGAACCACGCCAUGCCACGAUCGACCACCACUGUGCCAUAUAACGCAGGCGACAAUUGCUUUCCUAUUUAGGGUACAACAAAAGUCCCAAAAAGAGAAAAGCCUUGAUUGCAUGAAUUUUUUUUUAAUUUUUUUUGUCAAAUCUCGAAUACAAAUGACCAUCAAUAUUAACUGUUAAUUUAAGAAUAAGGUAUGGUGAGCAUGGAAAAUUUUAAAUAUAUGAGCAUGGUAUAAAGAUCUAAAAUAAACCUUAUUCUAGCCAUUUGAGUUAUUGAAAUUAAAUAAUAUAAGAGUUGGGUUGACAAAGUGAUCGUGUGUUUCAAUUUUGAUGAUCCUAAUAAUAACAAUUGAUUUAAAUAAAAUAUAUGGUGAAUCCGUGAAAACUUCAAACCUUUGAGUUUGCUUUCAUUUAAGGAAGAGCGUUGUGUUGAUUGUAAAUAAGUUCAUAUCGUUUUUCGACCAACACUUAUAAUUCUGGUCCGGUUAAGUACCAAUCAGGCGCAUGUAAGAGACAUAAAUUAGUUAGCAUAUCCAUUAAUCCUAACUAUUAUAUAUGGUCAAAAAUUCAUGUUUUUGUAGCCAGCAUACGACACAAUGAGAAUAUAGUAUAUUUGCAGCAUAUAUAGUUUAUGUAUCUCAAAAGUAAAACUUAAAUAAUAAUAAAUUAAAUACAAUUUAUUAAUCAAAAAAUUUAAUUUUAACAAAAUAUUAGUCCUAGUCAAACCUUUCGAAAUACAUAAUAAUAACCAACUGUUAAGUUAUUGUAAAAAUUCAUCACUUCCAUUAGUUAAGGAUGAUCCGGCAAAUGAAUUUUGGGUUUUCAGUUAAAUUCCUUCUCCAGGCUAAAUAUUAGUCAAACUUUUCGCAAUUGAAUCCUAACUUCGUAGAAUUUUGUGUUUUCAGUUAAACUCCUUCUCCAGACAAAAACCCUAUAGUAGUAUCUUUGUUUCCUGUGCCGUUGUUAUUCUUGUCAGAAAUUAAAAGAUUGAACCAGACGUCGUAAGUGAUGAACAACUGCGAUAGUAUUUUGUAAAUGUCGGGACAAGAUGAGUGUGUGGCGUUGUUUAUGAAAAAUAUUUUAAUAAUACAUAUAUUUUGUCGCGACAUAAUAAGUAACGACAAUUACAGAAAAUGUUAGUUAGUCAAGAAACCAGAUGAUGAUAUAACAUCAUAUAUAACAGGGGUAAGACUAGACGAUCUCUCUUGAUAAAUUAUGUUUCUGUAUUUGAACUAUCGACGACUAUCAUGACUACAGAAAUCACUUAUCAUGACAAAGUCGUAGGCCGACUCGAUCGCUGGCAAGGGUACGUAUUGGACCUGGGUUCGCCAUGACGACUGAGUCAAUUCCAGUAAAAGCGCGCGCUAGGCUAAAGUGGCAUGCAUGAGAUUGCAGAGACAUGAAUUUCCUGUGGUGGUGGAGAUAGACAGUCAACCCAGCGCCCCGGUCCCCCAGCUGCCUUGUUUUCCCAAUUAUUGCAUCUGUCGACGUCGCCAAAAGGAUUCGGCUGACGUGUCCAUGUAUCAAUCGUUGGGGAUUAGCGGAAAUGUGGUAUGAUUUAGGAUCAAUACAAAGGAAACAUAUGGUGUUUAAUCACUCAAUUUAGGAAGCACUCACAUAAGCCUUAUACUUUGAAUAUAAUUGUGAACUCUCAAAUUGUAGAGAACACAUACACCGCAACUCUUUGUUGCCCACUCUUUUUUUUUUUUUUUCAAUUCCCUGACAACUUCCAUCCCAUACAACAUAUAUAUAUAACUGGAAAUGGAAAAACAUAAUAUUAAUACAUCACAUGGCUUCUUCUUUCACUUGCCAUGCAGAGACGACACACCACCCUCACCAUUAACCACCCAUAAUGAACCUUGGCCCCUGCAUUCAUUUGAGCACACUAGCCAUGUCUCUUAUCUUGUACAUCUGCUAUGAAUGUUGAUUGAUAAUUAAUUUAAUUAUUUGGUGGUUGUGCCUUCUCUUCAUUUCAACCUUUAAGGCUUCAUUUGAUAAUUUGAUCCAUCAAUGAACUUAGACAUACCAUGUGAGAUGCUUGAGAGAGACUUGAUUGCAAAUUAUCAAUAAACAUCAAUCCCAUAUUUUAAAUCGAUAUUGGGCAUGUGUUAGUUUGUGUACUGUAGUGUGUAUAGUCAGUCUAUAUAAUGAAGCUGCGGGCGGCCGAUUGCUCGUCAUAAUAAGAUCGGUCGAUCGAAAACACACCUUCUUAUAGCUUAGUUAUAUAUCUAAGAAAGAUUGGCUAGGGUUGGCCGGCCGGUGGAAGAUGGAGAGCGUGGCCGCCGGAGGACUAAGGAAGGGAGCAUGGACUGAAGAAGAGGAUAGGCUGCUGCGUCGAUGCAUUGAGGUUUACGGCGAAGGCAGAUGGCAUCAGGUUCCCGUUCGUGCAGGAUUGAACAGAUGUAGGAAAAGUUGUAGGCUGAGGUGGCUGAACUAUCUGAAGCCAAACAUCAAGAGAGGAGAGUUCUCAGAUGAUGAGGUUGAUCUCAUAAUCAGGUUGCACAAGCUGUUGGGUAACAGAGCAUGCCAUCAGACCUUGAGUGUGUCACCUACACCUCCAUAUUGUUGGCACAACCAAGAGAGUAGUAUAUGUUGUUAUAUGAACAAACAGAGAGACUUGUUACUUGGAUUCCUUUACUUAUUGAUUGGAUUCAUUUCCAAUAACAAUUAGAUAUGUAAUAUAUGUUGUUAUAUGAACAAACAACAAGUUCUAUAAAUACUCUAUUGUUAACGAAUAACAGGUUAUACUCGGUUUUUUAUUAUGAUUAAAUCGUUAUUGAAUGUACUUUGCGGUCAUGUAUGCGGUUGCGGUCCAAACCGCACCAAAUCACUAAUUUAUGCGGUUCGAUUAGACCGCACCAAUUAGAUUGCGGUCUUGUAUGCUGCGCGGUCCAAUUAUUUGCGGCGAUGCAGUUUAUGUUAAUGUGGUGUGGUGCGGUUUGGACCGCACCAAUGCCCACCCCUAGUUCACACGCUUCCUUUUUCUCAUGAAAAGCAAAAAUUACAUCGACCGUAGCUAGCUAGAUACAUUGUCAUUUUGUUCAUUAUUAGUAUUUGUUUCACUGCUUCAUGUUUUUGCGAACGUGGCCCCAAUUACGACCGUUGCCUCGUCAGUGAGAAGGAAAAAAUGGAAAUCUAAUUAAGGUUCACCCAAUGGUAACCAUCAAACACACGAGUUGAUGUCACAGAGACGAAAUCAUUAGAAGUAACAAACGCCAACUUAUCAUCAUAAACCUGCCUCAGGGAUUGGAUAAAGUGUGUCACGUUUCGGACAUCAAUUGGAUGCACAGAUUUUGCGGUCGUUUUCCGACGGAACAGCGGCCGGUCGGCCCCCCUGAAGUUCGGAGCUGUUAACGUCCCGCAGCUGACAGACAAUCUCUAUAAGUGUUUGUGUUUUUCUUCUUCUUCUUCUUUCCUAUUGAAGAUGAAUAAGUUGACAGAAGCCAAAAGGGUUUCCAUCAAAGCAAAUCAACAGUUUAUUAUUCAAAACAAGAUAGACGAAACGAGAAGGUAUCUUAGUUUUUGUCCUUGUAAGCGGCAAAGUCAAGACCCCGACACUUCUCGGUGACUUGCACGGACCGAUCUUUUCAGUCCGGACAGAAUCUGGCCCAAUAUCUUUCACCGGGGAAAUAAAAUAAAACAAUAAUAAAAAAAAUUAUGAAUUUCCUAUAUAUAAUAAUAAUAAUAAUAAUAAUAAUAAUAAUAAUAUGUAGGUUGUUUUAAUCUAAAACGACAAUGUAUGUAACAUCUCGAACCUUUUCCAACAAUAUACUGUCGGUUAUGGGUCCAGGCCCUCAAAGAAUUUGUUUAGGGUGCAUAUGAAGGUAAAUUUUGAUUAGGUCGCCCAUCAUUGCACUGUUACACAGUGUACACGUUUAAUUUCACAGUUCUUACAAGUUACAAGAACUCUUCAUUGCAGCAAAAACGUGUUUUAUCGGUUAAUGCUGCCAGUGUUUUACUUAUGAAUCAUAAAUCUAACCCGUAUUUUGUUGAUAUGGAAUUCUCCUAGGGGUCGUUUGCUUGAGUCAUUUGUAUGAGUCAUUUGAUGUUAAAAGACUCGUUUGCUAAAGAAAAAAUGCAUAAGUCAUUUCGUUCAUACGAAAGUCCUAAAUGACUCUAUCAAGUCAUUUCCAAAUACCUCCUAUCCAUGAGGCAUGAGUCAUUGCCAAAUGACUCAUUAUUUAGUUCAAAUGUUCUAACUAUUUUCUUGUCUAUUUUAUGUAAACCCAGUUCUAUCCUUCUCUUUCUAUUAUUUGUUUUCUAUGUAGUCAUUGCUCCGUCGUCUCCCCUCGGAUUUAUAUUUUCUCUCCCUCAAAUUUCAUUGACGCGAAGAAGAGGGUCAUCCACGUAACAUCGCAUCAUUUUCUUCCACCAACACUACCAUUUGUAAUUAGCUUAAACUUCGAGAUUUAUGAAGGUGUUAUCUUUUGUAAAAAAAAGUUAACAUAUAAUUAUUAAUUAAAGUUAGAAAGUAGUAUUAUACAUGGCAAACACCCAAAUAAUAUGUUUUGUUGGUUGCAAAAUGAUUUUGUUUAUAUGGUUGGCUUUAUUAUAAUAGGAAACAAAUUAACAUAACAAUUUUUAAAAAAAUUUAAACAAACAAUGCAUUUGUAA
Molecule: messenger RNA, 7288 nt
Organism: Linum trigynum
Lineage: Eukaryota; Viridiplantae; Streptophyta; Magnoliopsida; Malpighiales; Linaceae
Source: the annotation of a GenBank genome assembly